CACCGAAUCCAGUCUGCCAACUUCCGUCGCUUCCUCUCUCCCACCACCGUCACCUGCCCAUCGCCUUGCACGGCCGACCAUCGCCUGCAUUUCCAUCUCGCCCGCCGCAGCAAUUGCCUCCAACUUGGGACGGUGCAUGGCAACGCACUGUUCACGUGGGAACCCGGAGGAAUGCACGCGACCCUUUCACGAGCCAAACCGAGCCGCACAUAACAACACCCGCCCAUCGCAUCCCGCCGCGCAACCUCGAAGCCCCCGCCCCGCGCAUCGCGCGCACAGCAGAGCACCAUGGCGUUCAACUUCAACUGGUCGCCGCUCAUCGCCGACACCUCGAGAGCCCGGGACAUGCUGACGACGGCGCUGAACAAAGGCCCCAAGCCGCCCAUCAUCGUCGACGACAUCACCGUCACCGAGCUCAACCUGGGCUCCACCCCGCCCGAGCUGGAGAUCCUCGAGAUUGGAGACCUGGCCGAGGACCGCUUUCGCGGCAUCUUCAAGAUGACGUACGCCGGCGACGCCUUCCUGACGCUCAAGACAAAGGUCCAGGCCAACCCGCUCAACACGUACCUGUCCACCAAGCCCGACUUCGCAUCCCCAGAGCCGCUCGCGGCAUCCGCCGGCCUGACGAUACCACUGCAAAUUACGCUGUCGGACAUCAGACUGUCUGGGUUCGUCAUACUCGUCUUCUCGAAACAGAAAGGCGUCACGCUGGUCUUCCGGAACGAUCCUCUCGAGUCGCUGAAGGUCUCUUCGACAUUCGACUCGAUACCCUUUAUCAAGAACUACCUGCAGAAGGAGAUCGAAGGCCAGCUGCGUGUGCUCUUCAUGGAAGAUCUGCCGGCCAUCAUCCAUCGGUUAUCGCUGCGGUUAUGGUCACCCGAAUUCCAAGAGCUUGACGCUGAGACGGAAGAACGACUGGACAGCUCCAAGAGCACCAUUGCCCCUAUCGAUCCAUUAUCAGGGCCGCCGCAAGACGCCGUCGAUGAGUUUGGCAAUCCCAUCGACGCGUCGCAGAUGGCCACGCUUGCGCUCGACUCCUCGUCCGAAAUACACGCAUCAUUUUCCCAGAAGAACAUGCUGCGACUCGCGUCACUAUCACAAUCCCAGCACACCCUAUCGCUCUUCACCCCAGGCAUCCGCGAAGCCGUCUUCCGCGCCUGGGCCAGCAAUCCCGACCGUCCAGAAUCCGGCUCCGCAACGCCCGCGCUUACCCAGUCGAGUCUCUCCAGAAUACAGUCUACCUUCGCCAGCGUCAAGUCGAAUGCUUCGUCAGUCGCCUCCGGUAGCACUGGGCAAGACACCAACGCAUCGCGCCCCACCCUCUCCUCCGCCUACUCCUCCGCUGCCGGUCUCAGCCUCGGCGCAAACCGCUCGCGCGGCCACCAAAUGCGCAAACGCAAGAAGCGCGUCGUCGACCUCCGCAAGAACCGCGACGCCGCAGACUCGUCGGGUCUCUCCACCGAACCCACCACCCCGCUCACGAGCACCACUGCCUCCGAAACCGCGAGCGUCAUCCCCGAAGAGCCGCACCGCGUUGACAACAACGAGCCCGCGCUGUCCACCCCGCCGCGCACACCGAUCAAUCCCCUCCAUAGCAGCGCCCUCGAGCCCGGCUCACCAACCCCACGCUUCCGCGAGACCGAGAAACCCGCCCCGAGCGACGCCCUCCUCCCGCCCGCCCCGCUCCUGUCCGACCCCCCGAAGCCAAAAGCCAAGCUCGCCAACGCCACGGUCCACGACUUCGUGCAGACGGAACAAUCGCAACGACCCAAGCCAGCGGGCCGCUCCUCCUCCUCGCGCCCUCCGCUAUCGCAUACCCGCCUCCGCUCCACACAGCAAGCCUCUUCCCCGCUCCUGCGCUCCCUUUCCUUCGACAAGAUGCCGUCUUAUCAAAGCCAGAAGAAUUCUGGUGCGCUAUCACCGCCGUACGCGGAGAGCACUACCAGCUCCGCCGGCGGGAUCCUCGAGCAGGCAUGGAUGCUCAAGAUGGCGAACGAGAUUGCACGGAAGGUGAGGGAAGAAAAAGGAAGGUGUGGUGGGAGCAGGAGUCCAAGUCCACCUGAGCGUCAACGCGGGUCUUUAAAAAGACCUCAGGGCCUGUGGGACGGCGCCGAGGAGUGCAUGGAUGCGCCGCCAGCCUAUGUCGCAUAGCGCUCAAGAAAGAGAAGGAGAAGAGAGGGAGUAGAGGACGAUUUUACGAUACCAUGUGCUACGACGGCGUUUCUGGGGUUUGCUUUUUUUCCUUUGUCGCUCGUUCGCGCUUCUGCUUUCUGCUUUGUCGUUAACUUUCGCUUGGGCCUCUGUUUUGUUUUUGGGUGUAACAAAAGUUCUUGAUACGCGUUGGAGCGUGCGUGCGUGCAGCAUUCAGCUCGGCAGCAUGGGUGUAAUCGUAGUAUCGUAAGAAGCAGUGUACAGGGCGGACGUGUAUCAUAAAGUCGAUCGAGGGGUGUACAUUUUUGGCGGUCCGGCUGGAAGGGUGGAAAGAAACGGAAUCAAGGCAGUUGGAUCUUGCAGCGGAUGUUGCACUGCACUGCACAGGCGUAUACCCAUUCCCUGCUCUACGGAUAGUGUCUGAGGAGAUAGGUUAGGAUAGAUAAUCAUCGCUUC
Messenger RNA from Paraphaeosphaeria sporulosa, 2607 nucleotides. RefSeq lists its product as uncharacterized. The transcript has a single exon. The coding region runs from base 289 to 2151 and encodes 620 amino acids. Gene Ontology annotation, biological process: phospholipid transport; mitochondrion organization. Gene Ontology annotation, cellular component: ERMES complex. NCBI's taxonomy places the organism in Eukaryota, Fungi, Ascomycota, Dothideomycetes, Pleosporales, Didymosphaeriaceae. Gene Ontology annotation, molecular function: lipid binding. The record is from RefSeq and is a predicted model, not a curated record.